AAUAAAUAAUCAAGAGCUUAUAUUAGAAUACGCAGUUUAUUAUAGAUAUUUUAAGCGGACGAUAAUUGAUGUAUACAUAAUGUUCGAUAUGACAAGUUUAAUUGGUUAAAAUCUGUUUGUAUCGCCCCAAUUUUUAUUAUGACGUGUCUGGUCAACGUGCCGCCAGGCGCAUGCGCAAUGCCACCUUACGUGGCAUCGGCAGCAGUUACUCUUGCAGAUGAGUGGAUGUUCUUCGUUUAAGUGUAAACAUUUGUGAAGAUAUUAAGUUUUGUUAUGAUUUAAAUGCGUUUAAUCACGUAAGUGGGCAUUUAGAAACUUAAAACAUACGAUAAUUCUCUCGUUCUACUGAUCGCUCGUAUUCGCAAGACGUAACUAACGUAACGUAUAGGUUAUAUCACAACGUGAGAAAUGUCUGGGCCAUCCAUUAAAGGACAGCAGUAUCCCCCCAUGCCAGGACCACCAAAUCCAGGACAUCAUUAUUCUGAACCUCCUAAUAUAAAUGCACCACCUUUAUCUGGCCAACCAAACAUGUUUCCACCACCAUUGCCGAAUCAACAAAAUUUUGUUAAAUCACCGCCUUCGAUGAUGGGACAGCAGAAUUUUUCUGGUUUGCAAUCUUCUGGAUAUCAAAUGCAAUCCAACAUUCAACCUCCGAUGACAAAUAUGUCUGGGCCACCCAAACAUCCUAUGUAUUCCGUUCCACCUACUAGCCAGGGACAAUUAUUAAAUUCUCUUGUACCAAAUCAGCUUCCGCAAUAUUCAAGUCCUAUAUCACAUAAUAAUCAAAAUAUAUCUAAUCCUUCAGCUUCUAUGCCACCCAGUAGUCAAAAUAUAAUGUCUAGUACGGUAACGUCAGUAUCACCUAGCAGUCAAAAUUCAAUGUCCAAUGCUUUGCCUCAUAUGCCACCUAGUGGCCAAAGCACAAUGUCUAAUCUUCCCGCAAAAAUGCCACCCAGUAGUCAAAGUGUUAUGUCAAAUACGGCAGCACAAAUGCCACCGAAUAAUCAAACCCCUAUGUCUAAUACUUUGGCUCAAAUGCCACCUGGUACUCAAAAUAUGAUUUCUAAUACCAUGGCACAAAUGCCACCUAAUAAUCAAAAUUUGAUAAAUGCUUCGGCUCAUAUGCCACCGAGUUCUCAAAACAUGUCUAACGCCACAGCUCAAAUGCCACCUAGUUCUCAGAACAUGAUGUCUAACGCUACGGCUCAAAUGCCACCUAGUUCUCAGAACAUGAUGUCUAAUGCUACGGCUCAAAUGCCGCCUAGUUCUCAGAACAUAAUGUCUAAUGCUGCUCCUCAAAUGCCACCUAGUUCACAAAAUUUCAUGUCUAAUUCUGGGGCUGAAAUGCAACCCAGAUCACAGAGCAUGAUGUCUAAUGCUACUCCUCAGAUGCCACCUACUUCGCAAAGUCUUAUGUCUAAUUCUGGGGUUGAAAUGCCACCUAGAUCACAGAGCAUGAUGUCUAAUACUAUGGCCCAAAUGCCACCAACUUCGCAAAACCUUAUGUCUAAUUCUGGGGCUGAAAUACAACCUAGAUCACAAAGCAUGAUGCCUAAUGUUGCAGGUCAAAUGCCACCCAGAUCGCAAAAUAUAUCUAAUACUUCGGCUCAUAUGCCACCUAGCUCGCAAAAUAUGAUGUCUAACCCUUUAAAUCGAAUGCCACUUAGCUCGCAAACUAUGUCUAAUACACCGGCUCAAAUGCCAUCUAGCUCACAGAAUAUGUCCAACACUAUGACUCAAAUGCCACCUAGCUCUCAAAACAAAAUCUCGGAACAAGCUUUCAUUACAAACCCACCUGUGUAUGAACAAAGUGGACAAAGUCAUGUACCUCCUUUAUCUGAUUAUCCUUUACCUCAACCGGGACGACAAUAUCCUUCUGCUCCUCCAAUGUCUGGACAAACUAUGACAAAUCCUGGUCUUAAUCGUGCAAUGCCUCCACCUAUGACAAAUUAUCAACAAGGAGGUUAUCCUCAACCAGGAUACCACAAUCAGACGGAUAUGUAUGUAAAUCAAAGAAGUCCUUAUCCAAGUGGUCCAAUGAGUUCUACAGAAAGUUAUCAGCCAGGUAUGCAACCUCAACAAGCCAGACGCCUGGAUCCUGAACAAAUGCCCAGUCCAAUACAAGUUAUACAAGAUGAUCAACGUACAAAAGGUGGUGUGUUUGUUACGAAUCAAAUAGGAUUAGUUCCACCAUUAGUAACUACCAAGUUUGUAACACAAGAUCAAGGAAAUGCAUCCCCUAGAUAUAUUAGAUCUACAAUGUAUACUGUUCCUACUACAGCAGAUAUUAUAAAACAAACUAGGGUUCCUUUUGCUUUAAUACUAAGUCCAAUGGCACGUGUUGAAGAAGGAGAAUACGAACCACCAGUUGUUGAUAUGGGAGAAAUUGGUCCAGUCCGUUGUAUACGUUGUAAAGCGUAUAUGAGUCCAUUUAUGCAGUUUAUUGACGCUGGACGUAGAUUUCAAUGCAUGUUUUGUAAAGCUACGACGGAAGUUCCAGCAGAAUAUUUUCAACAUUUGGAUCAUAGAGGUCAACGUAUGGAUCGUUAUGAAAGACCAGAAUUAAUGUUGGGAACGUACGAAUAUAUUGCUACAAAAGAAUAUUGCAGAAACAAUAUUUUUCCAAAACCACCAGCAAUGAUAUUUGUUAUCGAUGUUUCAUACAACACGAUCAAAUCUGGUUUAGUAAAUUUAUUAUGUGCGGAGAUGAAAUCCAUAAUAAAACAUUUACCAGUUGAUGUUGAUCAAACGAAGUCGAAUAUGAAAGUAGGUUUCGUAACGUACAACAACACAGUACACUUUUACAAUGUUAAUCCUUGUCUUACUCAACCACAAAUGAUGGUUGUGGGUGAUGUACAAGAUGUAUUUAUGCCUCUACUCGACGGAUUCUUAUGUGACAUCGAAGAAAGCGAGACAGUUAUCGAUAGUUUGAUGGCACAGAUACCAGCUAUGUUUGCAGAUACACGUGAAACAGAAACUAUUUUGGCUCCUGCCAUACGAGCUGGACUUGAAGCAUUAAAGGCUUCAGAAUGCGCAGGAAAGUUAAUAGUAUUUCAUUCGUCUUUACCUAUUGCCGAAGCUCCAGGCAAAUUGAAAAAUCGUGACGAUCGCAAGUUACUUGGUACUGAUAAAGAAAAAUCAGUAUUAGCUCCGCAAAAUAACGUUUAUAACAAUUUAGGACAAGAAUGUGUCGAUGUUGGAUGUAGCGUCGAUCUUUUCGUUUUUAAUAAUUCGUACGUGGAUAUUGCAACUAUAAGUCAAAUAUGUCGGCUUACUGGAGGUGAAGUUUAUAAAUAUACAUACUUUCAAGCUGAUGUUGAUGGUGACAGAUUGGUAUCCGAUGUUAUUACUAAUGUCAGUAGACCAAUUGCUUUCGAUGCACGUAUGCGUUUACGUACCUCUACGGGUGUUAGAGCAACAGAUUUCUAUGGACAUUUCUUUAUGUCAAAUACCACCGAAAUGGAGUUGGCUAGUAUAGAUUGUAAUAAGGCUGUUGCUGUUGAGAUUAAACACGACGAUAAAUUGACGGAAGAUGAAGGUGUAUAUAUACAAGCUGCUUUAUUAUAUACUUCUUGCGGAGGUGUUAGGCGAUUACGUAUUUUAAAUCUCAGUUUGAAGACUUCUUCGCAAAUGGCCGAGUUAUAUCGUACUUGCGAUUUAGAUGCUAUUGUUAAUUAUUUCUCCAAAGAAAGUGUGUUUAAAGUAAUUGAAUCAACGCCAAGAGCCGUCAAAGAUAACUUAAUCGCAAGAUGUGCGAACAUGCUUGCGGCGUAUAGGAAAAAUUGUGCUUCUGCGUCCAACGCCGGUCAAUUGAUAUUACCGGAAUGUAUGAAGUUACUUCCAUUAUAUGUUAAUUGCAUAUUGAAAAGCGAUGCAGUUACUGGUGGCUCGGAUAUGACAAUAGAUGAUAGAUCAUUUGUUAUGCAAGCGGUUGCUACAAUGCCUAUUUCGAUAUCCGUUGUUUACAUGUAUCCUAGAUUACUUCCUCUGCAUGAUGUUGAUCCAGAUAGCACAGAUUUACCUCAGAUGUUACGUUGUUCUAUCGACAAAUUUACGGAGGAUGGAGCUUAUUUACUUGAAAACAGUGUGCAUAUGUUCUUGUGGUUAGGUGUAGCACUUUCUCCGCAAUGGGUAAAAGCAGUCUUCGAUGUACCUUCGGUAAUUAAGAUCGAUACUGAUCGCAAUACACUGCCAGUAUUGGAUAAUUCAUUAAAUAAAAGAAUAAGAGAAAUUAUUGAUCAAAUACGAAUCGAGAGACACCGUUGCAUGAGGUUAACGAUAGUAAGACAGAGGGAAAAGUUGGAGAUGGUGUUACGUCAUUUCUUAAUAGAGGACAGAGGAAACGAUGGUAGUCCAAGUUACGUUGAUUUCCUUUGCCAUAUGCACAAAGAAAUACGAGAGAUUCUUAAACCAUAAAUUGAUUUGAAAAAAUGGAUUGUAUAUGUUUUAUUUGAAAACUUAUAUAGUUCCGCGUCCAGCUGUGAUUCUUGUCAUAAUAUAUUUUUUGUGCCAAGGAUCGGUCACGAAAUAACCAUGGGAUUUGAUGAAGAAUUUAGUGAGAAACGUGGUAUUCUAUGGGUGCAAUCGUGUGUGUUAUAAAGAAAGAAAGAAAAAAAAAGUGCAAAGUGAAAAAUUCAUCAUAUUAUAUAUAUAUAUAUAUAUAUAUAUAUAUAUAUAUAUAUAUUUAUAUAUAUACAUAUACCUAUAAUACAUAUUGGGAAGAGAGCAGAUGGACUUAUAUAUAUAAAUAUUAAAAAAAAAAAAAAACAAAAAAACAAAAAGAAAAAAAAAAGAAGAAGCAAACAAACAAACAAACAAACAUAACUAAUCAUUCCGCAUCAAAAGCCAGAUAUUUGCGUGACGUAAAAGAGGGGCACAGACACGCUCAUAUUCACACAGUGAUUUAUACAUGAGAGUAACUGUAAACCUAAAACUUGUAUUAUUAUCGCGAUAUUAAUCUUUUAUUUUAUCUAGCUCAUUAUUAUAUAUCGUUAUUAAUACACUAAAUUAAAUAUUAAAAUGUAUUAAAUCAUUAUAAAUUUAUAUUGAAAUCACAAUAUUGAUUUUUGUGCUCUUAAUUAAAUAAUGACGUGUAUGAGAAACACGUUCGUUAAGAGGUAAGAGAUUGAUUUUAAUACGAAAUUGAUAUUUUUUAGAAAUGAAAGAAAAUUCAUCUUUUUUCA
This is a messenger RNA of Vespula pensylvanica (western yellowjacket), 5183 nucleotides long. It is a transcript of the gene Sec24CD, whose product is annotated as protein transport protein Sec24C. The transcript has 16 exons. Bases 409 to 4416 code for a protein of 1335 amino acids. Lineage: Eukaryota; Metazoa; Arthropoda; Insecta; Hymenoptera; Vespidae. Gene Ontology annotation, molecular function: zinc ion binding; SNARE binding. The record is from RefSeq and is a predicted model, not a curated record. Gene Ontology annotation, biological process: intracellular protein transport; COPII-coated vesicle cargo loading; endoplasmic reticulum to Golgi vesicle-mediated transport. Gene Ontology annotation, cellular component: COPII vesicle coat; endoplasmic reticulum exit site.